Capsaspora owczarzaki ATCC 30864 is the source of this 2336-nucleotide messenger RNA. Its product is annotated as 5-methyltetrahydrofolate-homocysteine methyltransferase reductase. The record is from RefSeq and is a predicted model, not a curated record. The coding region runs from base 33 to 2267 and encodes 744 amino acids. Gene Ontology annotation, molecular function: FMN binding; flavin adenine dinucleotide binding; [methionine synthase] reductase (NADPH) activity. The transcript is spliced from 4 exons. Gene Ontology annotation, cellular component: cytosol. Gene Ontology annotation, biological process: homocysteine metabolic process. Lineage: Eukaryota; Filasterea; Ministeriida; Capsasporidae.
UAGUCUUCUUCUUACAGUCCCAGCCUUUCAAAAUGACCACAGGAGAGCCAAACUCAGCCACCGAGCUGCCGUCCACUACUCCCAGCGCAGCACCAGCACCAGCACCAGCGGCAGCAGCAGCAGAGGCCCCAUCGCUGCUUGUUCUGUACGGCAGCCAGAGCGGCAAUGCCGAGUCCAUUGCUCGCGACAAGAUUCACGCGGCGGCGCUUGAGCGUGGCUAUGCGAACGCACGUGUGUUUGGCCUGGAAUCGACCGAGAAGGAGUUCUUUAUCGAGAAGGAGCGCCUGGUCGUGUUUGUGAUUGCAACGCACUAUGAAGGCGAGCCGACAGACAACUCGGCCAAGUUCUGGCGCGGUCUGAAGCGAACGGCUCUGACAUCACAGCACCUGGCAAAGCUCCGGUUUGCAGUGCUUGGGCUGGGAGAUACCAACUACUCGACUUUUUGCAACAUGGGCAAAAUGCUCGACAAGCGACUGGGCGAGCUCGGUGCAAAGUCCUUCCACCCUCUUGGCAAGGCCGACGACGCUGUCGGGUUGCAACUCGUCGUUGAGCCUUGGACGGAAAAGCUUUGGCCAGCACUCGCCGCCGUUGUCAGCGAAAUGGCUGGAUCUACUGGCUCGACUUCUGCCACACUAGCGCAGAAUUCGUCGUCGUCGUCUUCGGCAGACGCUCCUUCUGUUGCCGCUGACAAAAGCAGUCCUUCCGCAGCUGCUCCUGCUCAACCAUCUGUCGGUUCUUCUGCACCUGUUGUUGCUGCUGAUGCUCCAGUCGUGCCAGCUGAUCCAGCAGGCCUUCCGCGACUCCCAACCGCAUCCAUCACCCUCGCGCUGCGCACAGAACCAGCAGUCGACCUGCUGACGCGCCUGAACGGCCGAGACCUGCAAUUGGUUGGACUCAAAUCCGUCUCGAGGUUGACGAGCCUCACGAGCAACUCUGAUCGCACGGUGCUGCAAGCAGUCGUUGACAUUACAAACACGGCGCUCAGUGACGGGCGCUAUUCGCCCGGUGAUGCGUUUGGCGUUUUUUGCCCGAACGACACUGCUCGGACGCACGAGUUGCUUUCCCAUCUUGGCGCAAAGUUUGACCAGUCGGUCGAUUUGACCCCAGCCGGCAUGGCCAAAGAGCUUCCAGUGCAUAUUCCAGCCCAAGCCACUCUUGGCCACUUGUUUUCGUGGUGCAUUGACGUUCGCUCGGCGCCUAAAAAGACCUUUUUGCGCACUUUGGCCGAAUAUGCAACCAACCCGCUCGAGCGUCACCGCAUCUUGACCUACUGCAGCCGAGAGGGCUCGGCAAUCUACGAAACAGAUAUCCGCACCCCUUGUUUGGAUUUGCUUGAUGUGCUCCGAAGCUUCCCAAGCUGCCGCCCUCCGGUCGAGAGGAUUAUUGAGGCACUCCCGCCGCUUCAGCCUCGCUACUACUCUGCGGCCAGCGCUCCUCUCGCGCACCCGAACGAACUUCACUUUGCCUUCACUGUUGCGUCGUUUUCACCCGUCAACGGUGGUCUCUCUGCGUCGCGCUCCACCCACGGCUUGGCGACGCAUUGGUUUGAGCAGCAGAUGCUUUCCAACCUGCCCGCAGACCAGUUGCCACGCGUCCCGCUGUUUGUGCGUCCAGUCAACGACUUUCAUCCUCCGACAGACGUCAGCAAGCCCCUGAUCAUGGUAGGCCCAGGGACGGGUGUUGCGCCGUUUAUCGGGUUUCUGCACGAGCGACGCGUGCAGCGCGAACGGUUCCUUGCGACGCUGUCGGCCGAGAGUGACGCGGACAAGGCUGCUGCUCUCGAGCGCGCUUUUGGCCGCACUACCCUGUUCUUUGGGUGCCGCAACCAAAAGCACGACUUUUUGUACGAAGAGCAGCUGCGUCAGCUGGUUGCCUGUGGUGCUCUUACGUCGCUGCAUGUGUGCUUCUCUCGCGAUGUCCCCGAAUCUGGCACUGCGACCGCGACCGAGCCAUCGGCUACCGAUGCGCCGAUCGACCUUGGUGCUGCUGCUGCUUCAACCCCCGCCUCAACCCCAGCAGCUGCUGCCGCGCGUGUUCAGUACGUCCAAGACAACAUGCUGCUCCACUACACCGAGGUUUUGGAUGGCAUGAUGCGCCACGACGGUGUUCUUUUUGUCUGUGGCGAUGCCAAGAACAUGGCCAAGGAUGUCCACGACACGCUUGGCAAGCUGCUCGUCCUGCAUGAGGGCCAGUCUUCUGAUCAAGCCACAGCGCUUCUCUCUCAGUGGUCGCUUUCCAAGCGUUAUCUGCGAGAUGUGUGGGCGUGAGUUGUGUCAGUUGUUUUGUUUUGUUUUUGUGAAUUCUUCCGACAUGUCCAAAUUACCUCUUUCCAUCGA